AAACUUUAACAAGAGUGUAUAUAAGUCUCCUACUUCCCAAACACAUGCUGGAUAUCUUUAUGUGUGGAUCACAAGUUCAGAUAUGAAGAUGUUUGGUCUUCAACUGUUUGUUUUGAUUUGUUUUUAUGCUGCAGUACAGCCGUCCAGUCAAACAGACGGCAGCUCUUUUCUCAUCUACAAUGAGGAUCACAACAGAUGUGUGAAUGUCAUCAGUGCCAGUGUUAUACAGACGGCAGCGUGUGAUGUAUCUUCUGACGCUCAGCGUUUCCGAUGGGUUUCUUCUUCAAGAAUUAUCAGCGUCUCUCUUAAACUCUGUUUGGGGGCUCAAAGCGUUAAAGACUCUGAGAAAGUGAUCCUUCUGCCCUGUAAAGAGCUCAGUCCUCUACAGACCUGGGAAUGUAAGAAUGAGACCUUGUUUGGCUUAAAGGGACAACCGUUACAUCUGAACUACGGCCAUCGAGGGGACCAAAAUAUGAUGCUGUUUAAGGGAAAUGGAUCUUGGAGUUGCUGGCAGAUUUAUGGGACUACAGACAAUCUGUGUUCUCAUGGAUAUCAAGAGAUUUAUACUCUGGGUGGGAAUUCAUUUGGAAAGCCAUGUCAGUUUCCCUUUAAGUUUAAUGACAAAUGGUUCGCUGAGUGCACCAUGGAGGGAAGAUCAGACGGCAAACUGUGGUGUUCAACUGAGACAGAUUAUGAAACUGACAAGAAGUGGGGCUUCUGUCCAACCAAACGCGUCACUGGAUGGGACAGUGAUCCAGUAACUGGUGUAUUAUAUCAGAGAAACACACAAUCAGCACUGACCUGGCAUCAAGCUCGAGCCAGCUGCCAACAACAAGAUGCAGAUCUUCUCAGUAUAUCAGAACUACAUGAACAGUCUUAUAUAUCAGGCUUGACAGAUUUCUUGAAUUCAGCUUUAUGGAUCGGACUCAACAGUCUUGACUUUGAGAGUGGAUGGCAAUGGAGUAAUGGAAACCCAUUCAGAUAUCUCAACUGGGCUCCUGGUAAUCCUUCUCUGGAGCCAGGCCUUAACUGUGCUGCAUUAAACGCUGAUAAAGCAUCCAAGUGGGAAAGUCUGGCCUGCAGUAAGAAGUUAGGUUACAUUUGCCGAAAGGGAAAUUCAACAGAUAUCACACCUUCAACAGGUGUAGGUCUGCCUAACUUCUGUCCAGUGGCGUGGGUGCCGUAUGCCGGCCAAUGUUAUUAUCUGCAGCGCACAAAUAAGACGUGGAGUGAUGCUUUGGCCGCGUGUCACAAAGAAGGAUCAGAUCUGGCCAGCAUUCACAACAUAGAAGAACACAGUUUCAUCAUAUCUCAGACUGGAUACAUGUCGACUGAUGAGCUCUGGAUUGGUCUUAAUGAUCAAAGGAUUCAGAAUCUGUUUGAGUGGUCAGAUAGAUCACACGUCACCAUUACUAAAUGGUUUGUUGGAGAACCUUCACACAUCACAAAUCGAAUGGAGGAUUGUGUUCUUAUCACAGGACAGGAGGGAAAGUGGUCAGAUCAUCUGUGUGAGUCAGCUCAUGGUUACAUCUGUAAGAAGAAAGCUUCCAUUAAACCUGAAGGACCUCCAGAGGUCAUUAGUCCUGGAUGUCCAGCUGGUUGGUUUAGGUUUGGCUAUUACUGUUAUAGCGUUGCCAUGGAAACCAAAACUUUUGAUGAUGCCAAACUGACGUGUGAGCAGACCGCAGCUAACCUGGUUGAUGUUGGCAGCAGAUAUGAGAAUGCGUUUCUCAUCAGUCUGGUUGGUCUUCGACCUGAGAAAUAUUUCUGGAUUGGUUUGUCUAAUACUCAUCAGACUGAGCAAUUCCAGUGGAUCAAUGGUGAAAAAGUCAAGUUUACACACUUUAAUGUAGGAAUGCCAGAUAAGCACCGAGGUUGUGUAGCAAUGUUAACAGGAACUUCAGCAGGAUUAUGGGAUGUAUUGGCCUGCAACACUAAACAGAAAUACAUCUGUAAGAAAAUGGCAGAAGGAGUCACAACAACCCGAGAGCCUCCGACCACACAACCUCUCAGCUGCCCGGAUAAUUGGAUCAAAAAAGAUCCAGGAAAUUGUAUUCGGGUCUACAGAAAGCAGAAGGAUGAGAAGAAGACUUGGUUUGAAGCGCGUGACUUCUGUCGAGCUGUUGGUGGUGAUUUAGCGAGCUUUCAUUCAGAAAAGGAAAUUAAUGUGUUACCGUAUUCAAGCAGAGACCCGGCGUGGAUUGGCUUCACUUCAUUGGACAGUAAUUCUGGUUAUGUGUGGUCAGAUCAAACUCCUUCCGAUUAUCAGAACUGGGCCUCCGGUGAACCAAACAACUACAACAAUAAUGAGAACUGUGCUGAAUAUGGCUAUUAUUCUGGCAACAAGUGGAAUGAUCAAGAUUGUGAUGCUUUUAUAAACUGGGUCUGUCAGAUUCCAAUAGGCAUAACUCCAAAAUCCCCACCGACAUCAGUCAUUCAAGAAUAUAACAAGACGUCUGAUGGCUGGAUUCAGUACAAUGGCAGUCAGUAUUUCAUUAAUCUUGAUCUUCACACUAUGGAAGAUGCUCGUGCCUUCUGUAAGAAGAAUCAUGCUGAUCUUGUUGUCAUUAAUGGUCAGACUGAGAGGAGGUUUUUAUUUAAACAGAUAUCUAGAAAUGAAGGAUCAGAAAAUCAGUUUUACAUCGGGAUGACUGUAGAAUUGGACAAAUCAUUUAGUUGGGUGGACGGUUCACCUGUUGUAUACACUGCGUGGGAACGAAAUGAACCAAAUUUCUCCAACAAUGAUGAGAACUGUGUGUCCAUUUUCAAAUUCUCAGGAUUCUGGAAUGAUAUUAAUUGUGGUUAUUCGUUACCCUCGAUCUGUAAAAGAAGUGAUGAUUUUGUCAACACCACUGUGUCUCCAACCACUGUAUCAGCAGGCGGCUGCGCUCCUGAAUGGACUCUGUUCAGAGGAAAAUGUUACAAGUUUUUCGAUAAUAAAAUGUCAUGGCAUAAAUCACGAGAUCACUGCAUUUCAAAUGGAGGCAAUCUGGUGUCCGUUCGGAGUCACACAGAGCAAUUUUUUCUCACAACUUUAAUGCUAAGUGCUGUUGAUGACGUGUGGAUCGGUUUAAAUGACAUUGUCUCAGAGGAAACAUUUUUGUGGACCGACAAUCUAGCUGUCAGAUACACAAACUGGCUUAAAGGUCAACCUUCAUCAUAUUUACAGUCAAGAGACUUUUUUGACGAAGACUUUGAGAUGGAAUUAUUUGCUAUGAGACAUAUGAGACAGAUGAGGCAGAAGAGAUAUCUCAUCCAUCGGCCCCAUCCAUUUUUACACCACAUAUUUGAAUAUAAGGACUAUGACUGUGUUGUGAUGGUUAAACACCCAGAGAAGUCCACUGGUAAGUGGAAAGUUGGAGACUGUAAAGAUGAGAGAGGUUUCAUCUGCAAGAGGAACACAGACUCUCAGCUGUCCGCUAUGACCACAUCAAUACCACAGAAAUAUUCCAGUCUGGGCAAUGAUUCAUAUAAGGUCCAGCUGGAGAAGAUGAGCUGGGAUGAAGCGAGAAGACAGUGUAAAGCUGAUGAUGCUGAUCUUGCGAGUGUACUGGACUCCAUCAGUCAGGCGUACACCAGCCUACAAGUCGACAAACUCAAAGAACCUUUGUGGAUCGGACUCAACAGUAACCUGACAGGUGGACGCUAUCGCUGGGUGGAUAACUGGCUUCUAAGCUACAGUAAAUGGGCUACAGGAGAACCCAAAAACAAUUUAGCUUGUGUUUAUAUUGACACGAAUGGAGACUGGAAAACUGCGGCGUGUAACAACAAAUAUUAUUCCCUCUGUAAAAGAUCAGCAGUUUUUGUCCCUACAGAUCCUCCUCAGCUGCCGGGAAACUGCCCCGAAUCAGAUCACAGGAAAAGUUGGAUCCCAUUUAGAGGACACUGCUAUACGUUCAUGACCUCCACCAGAGAAAACUGGGCUCAUGCCACAGUAGAAUGUAUAAGAAUGGGUGCAUCUUUAGUGAGUAUUGAGGAUCCAAUAGAAUCACAGUUUAUCCGACAAAACCUGGAGAUCCUGCAGGAUGAAGUCAAGUCAGUCUGGAUUGGACUUCACCGCAGUCAUAAGGGUGAUUGGAUGUGGAUUGAUAAUACGGUUGUGGAUUACACAAACUGGAAACCGGAGAUGCGGGGUGAUGCUGAAAAAUGUGUUGAAGUUCAGUCAGACACUGGGAUGUGGAGCACCAGCAGCUGUGGUGAUCGCAGAGGUUAUAUCUGCACGACUGCUAAAGUUAUACCACCAACAGAGAAGCCAUCAGUCUCAGUUACACCAACAACAGCGAAGUUAUCAGUCUCAGAUCUUCACGUAGAUGAGAGGUCUCAUGGAUCGGCUGGCAUCGCUGUAGGGGUCGUGUUUGUCAUAAUCGCUAUCGCCGGUCUUGCUGGGUUUUUGCUCUUUAAGAGAAAUCCCAGGAGUUUGAUUGGACGGUUUGACGGCAGAUCCUAUAAUAAUCUCCCUGAGCCUCUUGCAUUUUUUGAUAGUAAAGAAUCAGCUGCCAACAUUGAAGAAUCAAUAUGAAUAACACAUAAACACACACACAGCCAUAAGUUUAAAUGUUAUGCAUAACUACCACAAUAAUUAUGCUCGGGGCUGUCAUGCACCAAAAUGUUUUACGGGGGAACACCUACCCUUCAUACUGUUAUCAGUAUUAUUAAUGUCAAUUAAACAUCAAAACAUUUAUACACCAUAUCCUUAUAUAGCCUACACAGACAAAAAGAAGAACAUUUAAUGAAUGACUUUAUUGCUAUUUUACACAUUAAUGAGAAUUUACAUUCUUCUUUUGAAUUAAUGUGCAUGUUUUUUUUUGUGGUAACACUAUACAAUAUGGUUCCAUUUGUUUACAUUAGUUAACUACAUCAGUUAAAAUGAACUAACAAUACUUCUACAGCAUUUUAGUCUUUGUUCACGUUCAUUUUAAUAUUAACCAAAAAAUGGUUAAGGCCCACUGAAGUGCCUUGGAACGUGCAGAAUUAUUUGAUGUGGUGACAUCAUUUUCACGUCAGUGUGGAACUAUUGAGAAGCUCCUCCCCCUUUUAGAAUAACCAAUAGUGUUUUGUUUAUGACACAAUCCAGCAAAGCUUUUGCGCACUACAGUUGUAUUGUAAUAAAGCCAAAUAGAUUCCUGAUUUAGAUAUAAUAUCUGUUACAGAACAAAAACAAUACUGUAAGAACAUGGAUGUGUCACGGUUAAUCCGUGUUCUGUUUGUGUCUGUUCUGAUUGUUGUCACCUUGACAUUCAUUGAUUAAUUACCUGCCUCAUCACACCUGUUUGUCAUUUAGUUAGCACCUUUAUAAAACCCAUUUACUUUCUCUGCUUAAAUCCACAUAUAGACAAAAUGUUAACUAAAAACACAUUGUAUUAUCUUAUAGCUGUACAUUUUUGCCAAAUGGACAUUAAACUCAUCAAAAUACUUCCUAAUUAUAACAUUGACACAUGUUUUCUGAAAAGCCAUUCCCUUGCAAAAAUGAUCCAUAGUUUUACUACAGUUAAAAAACAUGGUUACUUUAGUAAAACCAUGUUUAACCAUGGUUUUGUAAACAAUGUUUUUCAAAACUGUAGAUAAACCAUUACUGUAAUAAAACUGUAAAUGUGGUAAAACCAUGGUUUUGCUACUAGUUAUCAAUACAUCAAAAACAUGGUUAAUUUUCGUAAGGGUUAAUCUGUUACAUUGGUAUUUACGAAUCAAGGUCUACUGCCAAAUAACUCUGUAAGAGAUACAGAACAUCAAGCAAACAAAUUAAAAAGUAUGGAUAAAAUAAAACCAAAAUAGCUGUCAGAAAAACUAUAACAAACAACAGAUCUUACAAUUCUCUUAAAAACUAAGGCAUGAUCAGACUCCAAAGGUAAACAAACCAAAAUACACCAAAAAUUCACCUAUAUGCAAACUUUGGACAAAAUGUGCAUUGUUUUAAAAUGCUAACAGGAGUCACAAAACAUCUUGGGUGAAUGAAUGUGUUUAGUUCUUUAACACGUAAGUUCCCUGCUGGUUUUAGCUGGUCAAGCUGGUCUCCCAGCCUGGGGUGUAUUCCAGAAAGCAGGGUUAAUUAACCAUCAGAUUAACCCUGAACUUUGGGUUGAUCAACCCCAAACUUGCUUACUCAGGGUAUAUCGGUUCCAAAACACAGUUUAAGAGUUUAAAGAGCAUAUAGCUUAUAUUUUGGGUUAAGCUGAGUUGUUUCUACAUUGUGGUUAAUAAAAUAAUAGAAACAAAAUGUAUUAGCCUUUUAACCUGGUAUUAUCAAUCAAAAAUCUAGUGUGAUAUAUGAUAUUUUGAGAUUUUACUUUUUAAAGGUCUGUUUAUUGAAGCUGUGCUAAUUUGCCUACGCUAUCCAACAUAAAAUUAAUUUCACAUUCAUUGUUUUAAGUGAUCUAUAACAGUUUGUUUUAUUCUAU
Paramisgurnus dabryanus is the source of this 6395-nucleotide messenger RNA. RefSeq names its product macrophage mannose receptor 1-like. NCBI's taxonomy places the organism in Eukaryota, Metazoa, Chordata, Actinopteri, Cypriniformes, Cobitidae. The record is from RefSeq and is a predicted model, not a curated record.